AUGGCUAAGAAUGAAUACGAAGGUGACUGGACAAUAUCUACUCCUGCUAAUCCUAUUGAAUUCAAGACUAUUGUAACGCCAGCUUUUGCGCCAUUCUCUGAUAAAAAUCUAACAUAUUGUUUCGAAGCAUGGUAUCAGGAAGUGCAACACAAUACGGUCUUGUAUUUAUUCAAAUUGAAACUCGUAAAACUCUCUAAUGAUAAUAUCGCACCAAUAUUAAAAGUGUCGGUUGACGUGAACUAUUCCAAUGGAACUAUUUUUAAGAAUUAUCCAACAAAGAUGGUUUUCAAUGAUGGAAGUAAUUACGUUACUUUUGAAGAUGUAACUCGAGCUCAGUUAAUAAAUGGCUAUGAAUCUGAACACUUUCUCAAAAUGAGAAGUAACACUUUAAUUAUAAAAUGCAAAAUGAAAAUUUUACAUCAAGAUCAAACAUUACAUAUCACGACAGGUGAUGAAAGGAAAUCAAGCAAAUGUGUUGAUUUUAUAAGAAAUCUGAAGUCAAUCUACGAACAUAGCGUAUUGAGUGAUUUUGUUUUCAAAGUAGGCGAUAAAUCCUUCCAUGUUCACAAAAACAUCCUUGCUGCUCAUUCUCCUGUUUUUAUGAAAAUGAUGACCGACGAUUUCAUGGAAUCCAAGACCAACAGCGUUACCAUUACGUAUGCAACACCUGAAGUCUUUGAAUUGUUUCUAAUAUCUUUGUAUACUGGCGAGCUUGAAAACAAGACAUGGGAUUCUCUGAAAGAACUUUAUUACUUAGUGGAUAAAUAUGAUGUUGAAUUCUUAAAGGUUGAGUGUAUUGAUGCAGUAAUUUCUCUCCUAUCUGUGGACUUAGUGUGUGAAAUACUCAAACUGGCCUACAGCUUCUCUAAUUCUGAUUUAAAAACUGCUGCGAUAAAUUUUGCGGUCAAUCACAUCAAAGAAAUUGUUCCUAGAGAAGAUUGGAAAGAACUCGUUAAAACUCAUCCAAUGAUUGGGUAUGAUGUAAUAGUAAAUUUCAUUCCUAAAUAA
Parasteatoda tepidariorum (common house spider) is the source of this 1008-nucleotide messenger RNA. RefSeq names its product TD and POZ domain-containing protein 1-like. The record is from RefSeq and is a predicted model, not a curated record. NCBI's taxonomy places the organism in Eukaryota, Metazoa, Arthropoda, Arachnida, Araneae, Theridiidae.